GCUAUACAAAUGCUUCAGUCUUAUUUGAAAAAUCGGAAGAAUCAAAAUAAUGAAAAUGGCAAAAUUCAUUAUGAUUUAUUUCAUCCCACUUAUCUGUGCUGUUGUGAGUACAGAAAUCGUACCAGGAACGAAGCAUUGCGGUAAAAAUAUAUUACCGGUGAUGACGAGAGAUCUGUCCCUGUGGCAUGGAAUUGACGGGUGCUGCGCCGGUCACGAUCAGUGUCCGAUAUCAGUUCCCCCAAAUGGUAUGGACUUUUCUCCAGACGGUAGAUUAAUACUAUUCCAUAAUGUCGUAAGUAGCUAUACAUUGAGUGCCUGCUCAUGUGAUCAGCUAUUUCGACAAUGUCUUUACAAACAAGGGCUUCUAGGCGGCCUGACAUGGUCAAUCUUUUAUGGUAUCAUGGAUGGACUGUGUUUGAAUCCCAACGGACCUGGUUUUGAACAUUCUUUAGUCAGACAGAAAGCACAUUUGGACAAAUUCCCGGGAUCUUAGAAGCAUAGCUGUAUUCCCAACAUACAGAUUUCUUAUUCGAUCGUUUGAAUAAAUUGCAGUAAAAUGUUGCGUUUCUGCUAAAUUAUGAAUUGUAAUUUUUUGAAUGGCACAACUUUGAAUGGAUUCAAGAGAAAUAAAUAAAUAAUAUUCAAAAACUUUUAAUCGACUUGUAA
Messenger RNA from Sitodiplosis mosellana (orange wheat blossom midge), 666 nucleotides. RefSeq names its product group 3 secretory phospholipase A2-like. The transcript has 3 exons. The record is from RefSeq and is a predicted model, not a curated record. Lineage: Eukaryota; Metazoa; Arthropoda; Insecta; Diptera; Cecidomyiidae. Gene Ontology annotation, biological process: arachidonate secretion; phospholipid metabolic process. The coding region runs from base 50 to 493 and encodes 147 amino acids. Gene Ontology annotation, molecular function: A2-type glycerophospholipase activity.